This is a messenger RNA of Syzygium oleosum, 1055 nucleotides long. RefSeq names its product mitochondrial import receptor subunit TOM20-like. Gene Ontology annotation, biological process: protein insertion into mitochondrial outer membrane. The record is from RefSeq and is a predicted model, not a curated record. Gene Ontology annotation, cellular component: mitochondrial outer membrane translocase complex. The transcript is spliced from 6 exons. Gene Ontology annotation, molecular function: protein binding. The coding region runs from base 139 to 753 and encodes 204 amino acids. Lineage: Eukaryota; Viridiplantae; Streptophyta; Magnoliopsida; Myrtales; Myrtaceae.
GGGCUCAUUAGCAAAGACCCGUGCAGAAAGUCACAGCCUCUCGCCACCUCCCCUCCACCUGAACCCGAGCGAGCGCGAGAGAGAGCGAGAGAGAGGGAGAGAGAGAGGGGGGAAAGCUAAAGUUUUUUGAUCUCCGCCAUGGAUAUGCAGAGCGACUUCGAUCGCCUCCUCUUCUUCGAGCACGCCCGCAAGACCGCCGAGGCCACCUACGCCAAGAGCCCCCUCGAUGCCGAUAACUUGACUAGGUGGGGAGGAGCCUUGCUGGAGUUGUCUCAGUUCCAGAGCGUGCCGGAUUCCAAAAAAAUGAUUCAAGAUGCUAUUUCAAAACUUGAGGAGGCGCUCCAGGUGAACUCCACCAAGCAUGAUACUCUUUGGUGUCUUGGGAAUGCUCACACUUCCCAUGCAUUUUUGACUCCGGACCAAGAUGAGGCUAAGGUUUACUUUGAGAAGGCAACUAGCUAUUUUGAGCAAGCUGUCGCUGAGGAUCCUGGCAAUGAGUUGUAUGCUAAGUCUCUGGAAGUGGCUGCUAAGGCCCCGGAGAUACACAAGGAGAUCCACAAGUCUGGAUUAGCACAAGAGGCUGUAGCUGCUGGGCCUUCAUCUUCUUCCGGUGGGAUGAAGAGUUCAAAGAAAAAGAAGACCAGUGAUCUCAAGUAUGACAUAUUUGGCUGGAUCAUCCUUGCUGUUGGCAUUGUCGCCUGGGUCGGGUUUGCGAAAACUCACAUGCCCCCACCGCCGCCUCCCCCGCGAUGAGUGAAGCGCGUAUCUGUCCUUGUUCAGAAGAUUAAGCAUCCAUCAGAAGUUCGUGCUGAUGUAUGUGCGAUGGCGCGACAUUCUUCCCAUCUAGCGCCUUGCUUCCUUUUGCAAGGAAUUAAUCUUGUCUCUGCAACUUUAUUUAGUAGUGAGUUUUUUGGGCUUUUUGGGUUGAUUCAUGGUUGAUAAGAGGAGAGCACAUUGAGGUAGGUCUGCACUUACCAUUGAGAUUGUUCUUUUGGACUCGUUUUGGCCGCAUCGUUUUAUAAGGUAAUUUAUCAUAUUUUCACACCCUUUAUCAA